Messenger RNA from Fusarium odoratissimum NRRL 54006, 4206 nucleotides. RefSeq lists its product as uncharacterized. The record is from RefSeq and is a predicted model, not a curated record. NCBI's taxonomy places the organism in Eukaryota, Fungi, Ascomycota, Sordariomycetes, Hypocreales, Nectriaceae. The coding region runs from base 3226 to 3852 and encodes 208 amino acids. The transcript has 6 exons.
CGCAAACAUUAGUCGAAAGAUUUUUGAAAGCCGAUUAUUGCGCUUGACCUCCGGACAUUGAAAUCCGCACAUUGCGCGUGAAGAGGCAAUGUACGUCAUGACGUGGUGAAAAAGGGGGCGAUGCUGAGAAAAGCUGUGCAGCUUCAUCAAACUAUGAGCUAGGCUUUAUUCAAGUCGAUCUCAGGGCUGUGUGCCAGACAUCAGAAGCCAAGCCAGGCAACCGCAGUAGACAUGCAGCACUUUUGGUUCAGGCCGGUAUGCUGCACAGCGACCAGCAUGACGCAUGUCUUUGGACCUUCGCAAUGAAAACAUUUCCAUUGGGGCCACUCCACGUUCAUGAAAUCUGCGUGGUCAUGGAUCCAUUCAGUCUGUGAUUUAGGAAGAGCCGUAAGUGUGUAUGCCAGGGAACAAGUCAUAACAGUAGCGAUGGCUGGGUGCUGAGGAUUGUCUGCCUCGCAGCUUCCAUGAGACAUGCCGAUUCUGCUGUUGGGCAGGGCGGUUUAAGGCCGACGAGUCGGAAGUGUGACUGAAAUUCAGCGUCAUAGGGCAGUGCAGUCAUGAUUCUCCCCUCUAAUCUGAAUAGUGUCACAAGAAAACCACAGCCUUGAGGCGUAGUGUCCGCAGAACCAGCCUCCAGUAGAACCAGGGGCGGUACUCACACGGCUGUGCCCAGCAAUGAUCUUGAGGUACGACUAGCAGUUGUCACAGUUCACUGCUUUGGGCACGAAUGUGGGUACCUAAGGUCUUUGAAGGGAUCAAGUUGCUUUUGAGCCGCAUGCCAUGGUAGAUUAUAGAAGGAGCCAGGAGGAUUUCGUGCCGAUGAAGGACAAAGUAGAUAGCGAUCAAUACGAAAGUGUUUUCUUGCAACCAUAUUCAUGUUAUGGAUCCAUCAAAAGCGACGCAUCUCAGACGCAGUAGUCGGAAGAAAGUCUUGACAACUUCGUUUCACAGCGGUCGGCCACGCACUGUACCCUCCAAGGGCGGUAAUGCUUCCACGCACAGCACUGAAACAAUAGGCCACAGUCAAGCGAGAGCUUCUCUUGGCGACUCGCACUGGGAUUAUAGCCGCCUCUAUCGGGGAUCGGACCAAAGAAGCCCAGGUGUGGGCUUGGUUGAGGGAUGCUGAUCGGCCCUGGGAAGGUUUCAGUUUGCCGAACGACUUGUCAAAAAUCAGCGAAGGUUUUCCCUAUAACACGAAGAGGGAAAGAGUUCAAUCCUCUCAAAGAGAACGGGACCAAAAUGACCUAGGCAACAAAGCUCGGCUGGUGGCUUUAGGAUGCAGCUUAUUCAGUGAACAGGUGGAGGGACCACAACCAAAAAGGCAUUGUGCAGAACCUCUGUGAAGUGGUCCUGAUCUUUGCAGAGUCUCAACGCGAAAACCGGGAGCGCAAUGUCCUGUUGACCACUGCUUCAACUGUGGACUUCGUCGAAUAGCCUGGCUUGCUCUCAUUCAAUCUUUUUCCUUUUCGAGGAACCUGAAGCACAGGAUAUCACGCCACGUCUUAUCCCGGCAAACAACGUAAUUGGACAUGCAACCGCACGAUGCAGACAUUUGGGAUGCAAGGGAUCCAAACAUGGCUAACACUGCUGCAAACUAGCGAAUUGUGGUGUCCGUGAUCAAUAAUAGUCAAAGGCAAAUGCGGCAGCGAUUGUGACAUGUGAGUUUAGUUUGCAGUAGUUUUUGGAGGAAAGAUGGGGGCACCGUGGAUGUUGGAAUUGUUCAGCUGGUCAAGCAAACCAACAUCAAUGCCACCCCGAGUUACAAGGAUGGAUGAGGGUCAGCGGGGUAACCAUAAUUUGAACAACAUCAGGGUUUAUCUUUAUCUUCACCUAGUCAUUAGUAACAUGAAGGAAUACAAUAUGAUUGUGUACUUAUCUUGCAUGUUAUAUCACUCCUUUUCAUUGGCAAGGUGUUGCUGUGUUAAUGAAUGAACCUCGAACGUACAGCGGAUGCUGGGGUACUCAUUGCGUUCAGCCUCAUCGGGGGUUUGCCAAUCCCCGUGAAUGUUACAUUUACUAGCUCUGCUUUCCCCGGAAUCUCCUAGGGUUUUCGGGGUUGCCGAGACCUUUUGCGAUAAGUUCCUUCUGUGGCUGCUUGAGAUGCGAAAGUAGUAGGUCCAGCAGUUUUAAGUGAAACAAUUUUACCCUCUUCCUUGUGUAUGGCUGGCUAAGAGGACAGUGAAUCAGUAAGAGAAUAUGCUGUUCUCUUGUACAAAUAAUAUCCAUUCCAUAUCAUUCACACACAAAUCCACGAAGGAACCUCCGCAAGCAGGAAAGGAUCGACCAUGCUGCGGCUACCCUUCAUGUCGUUGGCACAAGGUUAUUGUUGUCAGCCGCUGCCAAUCUUCCAAGUCUUCCUUUGUUGUAAAAUUGCGUUUCUUUUCACCCUUUCCCUGCACAUUGCGCGAAACUAAACAGAACUGAAAAUUCGUAUGUUCAUCUGCGCUUUGAAGUUUGGGAUUUUGUCCAAGCCGAAUGGUUUUAGUCAAGCCUUCUCCGAUUAGUCGCCUCCGAAACGAUGCCAGGUCGCAACCUGACCAGAGUAUUUCGACCCGUUUGUUGCGUUCCCUUGACCCAACCAAACACAGCCAAGGGACGCGUAUAACUAGUUGAACAACGGAUGAAUCUCGAUAGGAUGUCUGCUUGGUCAUCCUUUCUCGCAGGAGUAGCCGCUGCCGCUGACAUACUGCCUUUGUAUAUGCCUCGUGACAGAAGACCCAGUCAACAGCAGCAAACCAGAUGCUGAGGCGAGCAAAUUGACUCCCAUUCCCAGGUUGGCCAUGUUUCUUUCAUGCCACGACAACCUCUCGUAUCGCCACAGGCUGAUGUAAAUCGACCCUGUCUUAAGUUGCUAGACCAAUUCGCUGGCAAACCGUAUGACGUCCAGCCUUCAUUAAAGCAGCAAUGUCUGACGAAUAUCAGGCCCUUGACAAGCAGUAGUGCUGUACGAAAAAACACAAAAAAAAAAAAAACGGGUUUAUGAAGUGUUUCAUCUCUGCAAUCCGAUCAACCUUGCCCAAGCUUGCCACAAGCCCUUUACCGCGUAACAGAGAGAUGGCGCAUUAAUACCCCUUUCAUGCCCGCCAUGCGAUGAUUGCCAGUUAAAAGUUUCUUCACAGGGAUCUGUCGCCCACCAGAUACAUCCAUCCCGCCUCUUACUCUCAACUGUUCUCAUACGUUCACGAUCAGUCGGCUCUUCCCCCUGAGGAUCCUCGUCGAACAACCAUGACCUCUUCGGGAGAUCGCUACGCCAGAGAUGCGAGUGGGUUCUCGUCUCCGGACGCGAAUAUAACCCAGAGCCAUGCAAGGCAAGCACCGCAGCCACAGCGCAAGACUCCUGCACCCCAGGAUGUCAUGCUGCACCAACACCUGCUCCAAACUCAGCACUCUGGAACAGCCUACUAUCCGUAUCAGAACCGAUCAUAUCAACAAACAGCCUCAAGUCAAGGUGCACUGGGCUACACCUAUGCUCCAACAAAUCAGCCCGCCUACCAGGGAAGUCGUAUUACCCAGGGAUCCAACGAUACUCCUGGCGAUCAAUACCAAGUAAAUUUGCCAGGGGCCCAGCACUCGCUGGAUGACCCUCGACAAAGAACAACCGACUUCGUUAACGGCCAGCAAAUUCGAACUGAAUCGUCUCCUGAUGAAGCCGAACAAAACGGUAUCAGGCGUGGUACCAACACUAUCUCACAAUUUGACAACCAGUUCACAAGGACUGUCGAUACCAGCACUUCGGCCAAUAAUGCUCAGAGGGAUGAGCGAUAUCCUCAAUACACUCAGAGUUAUCCUGGCUAUCCCAGAACCCUCGACUAUUGCGGCCAAAAUGACAGCUCGUCACAUGCACAGCGGUGAAAGAGAGAUCGAAAUUAACAGAGUGCGAAAUCUGGGGAUCAGCAUGGGGUCUAAUGGCACUUGGACAUGUUAUCCUGUUGGUUUCUGCCUCGGCCUGAUAUAUCCCGUGAUCUCAUACGCAUUACUCUUUCUGUCGUUUCUUGAAGGAACACCCGUUGCAAUAUGAUUUUGGUGUUUUGGCUGGUUGGUACACCUGGUGCAUGAAUAGCUUUUAUGAUCAGAUUGUUUUUCGAUUUCAGGAGGGUCUUGUCUGUUGUUUAGAAGUCCUAUUAUUCUGAAGACAAAUCUUUAUCAAUCAAUACAAUUGAUCUGGACAACCAAGGUCAUCGCGAGACUAAUGAACCAGAUGUUGGC